AUGAACAAAUUCUCGGCCAAGAUAUCUCCUUCCUCCGGACCCCAACCUGUCACACAUCACCUGCCCACACCAGCAAGUGAGAAGGAUCCUCAGGAGCAGACUUUAGUUCAGGAUGAAUCUGAUGCAAAAAGACCAUCUAAACGCUGUUGCACUCGAUGUCCAUUCCGAGCCAUACAGAGGGUGGCAUGUGGGCUCAUUUUAGGGGCUUGUGUAGCUGUUUCCUGGGCCUGGGGUACCAAUAGUGCUAAAGAGACUCUGAUAAGACAUCCCGCCCCAUUCUUCAUCGUUUGGUUUUGUAGCAUCUGGAACAUUCUCUUUUUUCCACUCUAUUAUCUGUGUCAUCUUCUCAUGGAGAAACAGAAGCAGUUGCCAUGCACGGAGUUCAGAAAGUGCAGUCUGUUCCUGGGUGAAGAGCUGACUGUAAGAAUUGUUCUGAAAGGAGCCGCUCCAUUCUCUGUGCUAUGGAGUUUAUCUGGUUAUCUGUACUUGUUGGCGCUUUGCCGCAUCUCCAAAGUGGAUGUAAGUGCCGUCCUCUGCUGCAACCAGGCUUUUGUUUUCCUCCUUUCAUGGAUUGGACUCAAGGACCGCUUCAUGGGUGUCAGGAUAGUGGCUGCCAUCCUAUCCAUCACUGGCAUUGUUAUGUUGGCCUAUGGGGAUGGUUUCCAUAGUGAUUCAAUCACAGGAGUGGCACUGGGAGUUGGUUCAGCUUCAGCUUCUGCUUUAUUCAAGGUGCUUUUCAGGAAGCAUGCAGGAAGUGUCCAACCAGGUGCUGCCAGUGUGUUGCUGUCUUGUGUGGGUCUGUGUAGUUUUGUCCUCCACUCCUGGGUUUGUGUAUUGCUGUAUUUCACACAUGUGGAAUACUGGCCUCCCUCUCAGCACAUCCCUUGGGAUAAACUCUGUGUCAUGGCUACUCUACUGCUUGUUUUCAAUUUGCUGGUAAAUCUGGGAGAAAUAUUCACGUACCCCAGAUUAAUUUCAUUGGGAAUUCUCUUGACCAUCCCAGCUAGUGCAGCUGUAGAUGCAUUUGUGACUGAAACUCUGCAAAUGAGCCAUGUGCGAGCAGCGGCAGCCGGCAUCAUCUCAGCAGGGUAUCUCAUGCUGCAGCUUCCAGAAAACUGGGACGACAGCACUUUGCACUGGCUCAGCACACUGUGGCGUGGAAACUGGCGAGAGGACAGUGUAGUUGGAGAGGAGACUGUAAUGGACACUGCUGGGAUUGCAAGAGCAAAACCCAAACCAGCUGUAAUGACACUCAGCUGAGCAGACUAGAUUCUGAUUUAAGUAUUGGUGUGAUAACAUCAUAAAAUCUUUUGUGUCUGUGUAAAUGUAAUUACUCACAUUGUAGUUGAGUUUUGAUGUUGUUUAAAAUGUAAAUACGUAUUUAAGAAAAAUAAAGGCAAGAUGUAAUAGCAAUGUGUGAGGACACCCACUGAUUCA
This is a messenger RNA of Carassius gibelio (silver crucian carp), 1437 nucleotides long. Its product is annotated as solute carrier family 35 member F4. The transcript is spliced from 7 exons. Bases 1 to 1260 code for a protein of 419 amino acids. The record is from RefSeq and is a predicted model, not a curated record. Lineage: Eukaryota; Metazoa; Chordata; Actinopteri; Cypriniformes; Cyprinidae.